AUGCCUCUUCCGUCCUCGGCGAUGGCGGAGGAGCACAGCGGCGGCCAGCAUGAGCAGCAAGUGUCGGCCGAGAGGCGAGCACGGCAGAAGCUGCUGUUUGCCGUCCCGAUCAUCCCGAUCGUCAUGUUCAUCGUCGCGCCGUGCGCGCUCUUCUUGUUCACGGCCGACCUGGCGCUCCCACGCAUCCGCAUCGAGUACGCCCCGCGCGACGGCGACCGUGACGCUCCGGCCAGUGCGCUAGCGACGGCGGUGGCGGUUGUUCCCAGCGAGGAGCAACAGCAGCUCCCGCCGCUGCGCCAGCUGACCGACCGGCCGUACUCGCUCGGCCCGAACUCGUCGCCGCGCCGGUGCAAGGACCCGGAGGGCGACCACGUGCUCCUCCGGGCGUUCAAGAACAAGGCGGACUACUGCCGCGUCCACGGCUUCGACAUCUUCUACAGCAACGCGGUGCUGGACGCCGAGAUGAACGGGUUCUGGACGAAGCUGCCGCUGCUGCGCGCGCUGAUGGUGGCGCACCCCGAGGUGGAGCUCCUCUGGUGGGUGGACUCGGACGUGGUGUUCACGGACAUGCUGUUCGAGCCGCCGUGGGGCAAGUACGCGCGGCACAACCUGCUACUCCACGGCUGGGACGACGCGGUGUACGGCGCCAAGAACUGGCUGGGCACCAACGCUGGCAGCUUCGUGAUCCGCAACUGUCAGUGGUCGCUGGACCUCCUGGACGCGUGGGCGCGCAUGGGGCCGCGCGGCCCGGUGCGCGACAGGUACGGGAAGGUCUUCGCAGCGGCGCUGUCCAACCGGGCGGCCUACGAGGCCGACGACCAGUCGGCGCUGGUGUACCUGCUGGUGACGGAGCGCGGCAGGUGGGGCGGCAAGGUGUUCCUGGAGAGCUCCUACCUCCUGCACGGGUUCUGGGAGGGGAUCGUGGACCGGUACGAGGAGAUGCGGAGCAAGGGCCGGCCGGGGCUCGGCGACGACCGCUGGCCGCUCGUGACGCACUUCGUCGGGUGCAAGCCGUGCGGGGAGCAGAGCGCGAGCUACGGGGCCGUGCGGUGCCGCCAGGGCAUGGAGCGCGCGCUCAACUUCGCCGACGACCAGAUACUCGGCCUCUACGGGUUCCAGCACGAGUCGCUCAACACCACGGCCGUGCGGCGCGUCAGGAACGACACCGGGCGGCCGCUGGACGCCGACGACGAGCAGAUCGGCCGCCUCCUGCACCCAGAGUUCAGGGCCGCCAAACCCUAG
Triticum turgidum subsp. durum (durum wheat) is the source of this 1242-nucleotide messenger RNA. The record is from the annotation of a GenBank genome assembly. NCBI's taxonomy places the organism in Eukaryota, Viridiplantae, Streptophyta, Magnoliopsida, Poales, Poaceae.